This is a messenger RNA of Rhipicephalus microplus (southern cattle tick), 2795 nucleotides long. It is a transcript of the gene Arv1, whose product is annotated as ACAT-related protein required for viability 1. NCBI's taxonomy places the organism in Eukaryota, Metazoa, Arthropoda, Arachnida, Ixodida, Ixodidae. Gene Ontology annotation, cellular component: Golgi apparatus; cortical endoplasmic reticulum. The record is from RefSeq and is a predicted model, not a curated record. Gene Ontology annotation, biological process: regulation of plasma membrane sterol distribution; sterol metabolic process; intracellular sterol transport.
CAGGAAGUGAAUAGCGAGUGUAAAUAGAAGCAGCAGUGUUUCUUUCGCGUGUGUAGCCGCGUCACCCGGUCUUGAAGCUGUUUGCAGUUUCGUAGAGAUAGCCUACGAGCGGGAGACAUAUAGAAGUGUGUGUCCUGUGCCGUGUGUGCGAAAAAGACGCGUUUCCAUGACCAUGAAGCCGAAUUAUGCCUGUGUUCACUGCGGCGAGACGCAGCAGCAACUGUACAAGAGCUACGGUCCCGACCUGCUGAAGUUGUCGAGAUGUUCUCACUGCAAUCGUAUAGCUGACGAGUACAUCGAGAUGGAGUUUUCAAUAGUCCUGAUCGACGCAGUGCUGCAAAAACUGGAGGCAUACAGGCACAUCAUCUUCAACGUAGGAAUGGGUAGGCCCUGGAAGAUUGCCUUGCUAUUCUUGCUCGGCGAAGCCCUGGAGCACUGGAUGUCAAGACAGCAGACCCACAAGGCGGGCUACGACCUGGAGUGGCACUUCUACAUCAUCUGCCUCUUUCUGGUUGCCAGUAAUGCAGUCUUCAUUGCAGCCGUCAUCCUGCUCACUAGGAUUUCUGCGCGCUGCCUCUGUGACUGGACGUUGUUGGCACGGGCGGUGAUACUGGGUAGCUACGGCAAGCUGCUCGCUCUCCCAGCCAACCUGUGGGGCUGCGACCGUUUUCAGUCACAGCUCUUCCUCGCAACCUUCUUCCUCUUCUCCCAGGUGCAAGCCUGUCGAGCCAUUACCGGGAUGGGACGCUUGCAGACAGCAGCCAUCGUGUUUGCUUCCUACAGUCUUCAGCAGAGCUUGGGCAUCUGGAUGUCGCCCUUCCUGUGACAGCGGAACGUUCAAAUGUUGGCGAGCCAUUCAAUGGAUGCUCAAAGGCGGCAUAGAUACUGACCACUGUUACAGCCCUCGGAGCCCUCCAACAUCAAUGACGAAGUAGAGAGACUUGGAGUGUUCUUUUCAGAUGUUUUGUUGACUCCUCGAGAAUUUUAGUGGCUAGCGCAUCGUUUCAAAUACAGCGGACUGUUAAUUUAUGUCGUAGUAUUUCUGCUUCCUUUUUUCUGUCACUCCAUCUACUGGUUGCCUCAAAAUUAUGAGCCCUUAAAUGAAAAUAAAUAGAAACCACUUGUAGUAUGAAGUGCACAGAACGAAACACAACAAUGCCGGACUGAGUAUGGCGGCGAUUUUGCUACACUCUCGCAUAGUCCGUAUUAUUUUAUGGCCGAGCUGACAGAGUUCACCGCAUGUAAAGUGAACACCUUGUUAGCAUUCAAACCAGUAAAGUUACAAACACUUGUGCUUCCUCACGGUGGCGAUGUCCGUUAUGUGACAUUUAAUCAUGGUGUUGACAAACGCAAUGUUUUUUUCAAAGUAUGCAUUGAAUAUCAGCUUCUAUGAGGUCUUGAAUACUAAUUAAUAGGGAUAUCUUAAACUCUAAGCAAAUUCAUAGCAAAUAGUGAUUUCUGCGAAUAAUUUGAAAUUGAAUCGCUCAAGUAAUAUAUAUCACGUAUUGCAAAGAAAAAUGAGCAGAUUUGUCAUGACCGGAUCAACCUGUUCAACGGUUUUAUGAUGUAAAAGCAACUUUGAAUAGUAGCAGGAUUUGAAUUCCAGUUGGAUGCAAGUUAUGACAGGUAAAAUUAGUUAAGUUCUAAAAUUCACUAAAUUUAGUGUACAGAAGCCCAUAUAACAAGCUUUUAAACUUGAAAAAUGAUCAAUGUAAGGGUAAUAUGUUCAUUUAAUCUAAAAGUAAGACUUGGCGAAAAAGCGUUUUUUUUUUUUUUAUAAGUGUUUCCACAGCAUUACAUUCCUACACUGCAGUGAAACCACUUUACAGGGGGUUUACUUGCGAUUUAAUAUACGCGUAUUUCGUGGUUGAGAAUCACUUAAAUUCGUGUCAAAGCGAAUCACAAUACUGCAAUAUUCGCUCCAAUACUCGAAGAGGUCAAAUAUUCGCACAGAUCAACUGAUAAAGAGCUCGUCUUAGAUGUCGACGAAGCUGUACACAUCUUUCAUGCCAGCGCACCACUCGACCAUGUUGUUGUGUGACAUAGCUCCCCGUUGUUUCGGCAGAGAGUUUGUUUCAGUGGAAUACAACUUUAUCGAAAAACACGGCUUCAGAAGCUUUCCCAUCGACGAGGUGGGAUACAAUACGCGACCUUAGCACACGUGUGUGCUUGAUGGCAAUGCAGAAUGUUGCUGAAAGGAUGAAAACUGGGCGAGUUUGAGGAAAUGCAUUAUGAAAAGUUUUCAGCAUGCACACACCCAAUAAAAUCGCAAAGGAAGAAGCGUUUUGCAAGUCUUCUUUCUUCGCAUAUCUCGCUUGUGUACUACCUUGAAACUUUCUGCAGUUUUGCUAUUUGCAAGGUCUUAAGGCCCAACCACAUGCAUGCAAUUGUCUAGCUAAACAACAGCCACAAGCGUCAGAAUUUGCUGUCGUGGAGGCCCAUAUGUCGCCAUUGUGCAUUUUUUCAAAACAAGAAACGAUCUCUUGUUGCCCGGAAGCCAGCAUGAUUUCCAGCAACAAAGCUGCACUCCUGAUCCGCAUUUCAAUUUCAAUUCGCUCUCGUUGCUUGUUUUCCGUGAAUACUUCAAGGAAUGCAAAGUAUUGAGCACCUUCCUUACGUUUGCAUGUCAUGCGGAGAGUGAGACAGCGGCCGUGUGUUGUCGUCAAUCUUGUUAUCGAUGGAUUGUUUCGGUGGUGACUCGUGACAAUUAUGGUAGCUUGCUGCAAUGUGAAAUUGUCAUGCGAAGCGCAUCAUAGCGUGUGCUUCCGGUAACGCCGUUGUGGUUAAACCAAAAA